AUGUGUCUCAACGUGGAAAUAGUACUUCCAACAGUUAAGAAAUUUUUACUUCUUUAUCCCUUAAAAAUUGGCUGCAUUCUUACAUAUUUCUUGACAAUGGUUCGCUCUGUUUUCUGCGUGCUUUUCUUCAUGACUGCAUUAUUAGAGCUGGUUGUAGGGAAACCAUUUCCAAUUAGGCCAAUAUUCGUUGACAUAGAAAUUACUGCAUACUACACAAUGUACUUUUCUUUCGUAAUUUUGUUGCUUACGGAAUUUGUAUUGAUGGUGUUUACUAUACAUUUGGGUGUAGGAUCUUUUACCGGUGACUUGUGUUGUUUAAAGCAAUAUUUAAUAUGCCGUAUUAUAACUUGGGUAUCCGAAGUUGUGUUCUUACCUGUUGUAUGCUUCACGAACAAACCUCUCAUUGGCUGGUAUUUAGGAAUUAUGUUUUUCGUUGUUAUAGAAUUCUACUUCUUUAUAAUAGUCUAUAGCUAUUAUUAUACUUUAGCUGAAGACAAAGAGUUUGAAGAGGGCUCCUACAAAAUACGUGAUUGA
Pieris rapae (cabbage white) is the source of this 534-nucleotide messenger RNA. RefSeq lists its product as uncharacterized. NCBI's taxonomy places the organism in Eukaryota, Metazoa, Arthropoda, Insecta, Lepidoptera, Pieridae. Bases 1 to 534 code for a protein of 177 amino acids. The transcript has 4 exons. The record is from RefSeq and is a predicted model, not a curated record.